This is a messenger RNA of Lemur catta (Ring-tailed lemur), 1314 nucleotides long. RefSeq names its product glycoprotein A33 (gene GPA33). The record is from RefSeq and is a predicted model, not a curated record. Gene Ontology annotation, cellular component: plasma membrane. The transcript has 7 exons. The coding region runs from base 179 to 1162 and encodes 327 amino acids. Lineage: Eukaryota; Metazoa; Chordata; Mammalia; Primates; Lemuridae.
CCCGCUGAGGGGCAGGGCCUGUGGGCCAGGCCGGGCAGAGGCGAGUGGGAAGAGGAAGAACUGCAGGGACCUCAGGUGGGGCCAGGCCCGAGGCUACUGUCGCUUUAACCAGCCAGCCCAGACCUGCCUGGUGCCUGCCGGGGCCAGGCUGGGUUUGGGGCAGAGAGAAAGCAAGGCCAUGGUGGAGAAGAUGUGGCCCGUGCUGUGGACACUCUGUGCGGUCUGGGUGACUGCCGGUGCCAUCUCCGUGGAAACCACACAGGACGUUCUUCGGGCCGCCCGGGGAAGCAGCGUCACCCUUCCCUGCACCUACCACACCUCUGCCAAGGACCGAAACGGACUGAUCCAGUGGGAUAAGCUUCUCAGGAGUCAUUCGGAAAGGGUGGUCAUCUGGAAUUUUCUGACCCAAACCUACACCUACGGUGACCGUUACGAGAACCGUGUCAACAUUUCGAAAAACUCCCAGCAGUCAGACGCCUCUGUCACCAUCAGCCAGCUGACCAUGGAUGACAACGGCACCUACGAGUGCUCCGUGUCACUGCUGUCAGACUUGGACGGCACGUCCAAGGCACGCGCCCGCCUCUUGGUCCUCGUGCCGCCCUCCAAGCCGGAUUGUAGCAUCCAGGGAGAAACCAUAAUUGGGAACGACAUCCAGCUGACCUGCCAGUCGACGGAGGGCUCCCCGGCCCCUCAGUACAGCUGGAAGAGGUACAACCUCCUGAACCAGGAGCAGUCCCUGACUCAACCAGUCUCAGGUCAGCCCCUCCACCUGAAGAACAUCUCCGCCGACACGUCGGGGUACUACAUCUGCACUGCCAGCAACGACGUGGGGACGCAGUCCUGCAACAUCACGGUGGCCUCCAGGCUUCCCUCCAUGAACGUGGCGCUGUACGCGGGCAUCGCGGGGGGCGUGGUCGCAGCCUUCAUUGUCAUCGGCAUCGUCAUCUACUGCUGCUGCUGCCGAGGGACGGACAAGGCUGAGGACAAGGAGGACGCGAGGCCGAAUCGGGCAGACUACCAGGAGCCACCAGAGCAGCUGAGAGAGCUUUCCAGAGGGAGGGAAGAGGAGGAGGAGGAGGUGGAGGACGAAGACCCGAGGAGCUCCGGGCGCGAAUCCCCUGACCCCCCUGGCCGUGAAUCCCCUGACCCCCCUGGCCGGUGACGGGGCCUGCUGCGGGGUGGCGUGGAAGAAGAUUAGGGGUUCAUUCUCCUCCUUCCUGGCAUCCCUCUCCUCUUCAAGCCCCAGUCUCCUGACCCUCCACCCUAGACAUUGAUGGGAUGCUUCUUCCCUGUGUCUCUGCUGGGUGACUUGGC